Colias croceus (clouded yellow) is the source of this 2033-nucleotide messenger RNA. It is a transcript of the gene Snr1, whose product is annotated as SWI/SNF-related matrix-associated actin-dependent regulator of chromatin subfamily B member 1-A. Bases 123 to 1322 code for a protein of 399 amino acids. The transcript has 8 exons. Gene Ontology annotation, biological process: regulation of transcription by RNA polymerase II; chromatin remodeling. The record is from RefSeq and is a predicted model, not a curated record. Lineage: Eukaryota; Metazoa; Arthropoda; Insecta; Lepidoptera; Pieridae. Gene Ontology annotation, molecular function: transcription coregulator activity. Gene Ontology annotation, cellular component: nuclear chromosome; nucleus.
AUGAAUUGUCAAUCUCACUAUUGAUGGCAGUUCCCGACAAUUUUAGAUUUUCAGUUAAUUAUUUUAUUACAAUUAAAAAGUGAAUUUAUUUUAACUUGAGGAGAAGAACAAAAGCAGGCAAUAUGGCAUUAAGAACUUACGGCGACAAGCCGAUAAGCUUUCAGAUUGAAGAAGGCGGUGAAUUUUAUUGCGUUGGGUCUGAGGUUGGAAAUUAUUUACGGUUAUUCCGUGGAUCUCUAUACAAGAAGUACCCUGGCAUGGCCAGGAGGACCCUCACGAAUGAAGAGAGGAAACGAUUAGUUGACAAUGGUUUGGGGUCUCACGUUCUUUCAAGUUCUGUUUCUUUGUUGAAAGCUUCUGAAGUUGAGGAUAUUAUUGAGGGCAAUGAUGAAAAGUAUAAAGCAGUGUCAGUCAGCCAAGAGAUGGCAACGCCCAGAGAGGGUAAGAGCAAAAAGCCGCACAACCCCUCCUGGCUUCCUGUUAUGCCGAACUCGUCACAUUUGGAUGCGGUGCCUCAAGCUACACCCAUCAGUAGGACCAGAGUUCAUACUAAGAAGGUCCGUACAUUCCCGCUCUGCUUUGACGAUACAGACAUGACGGCUAUGUUAGAGAACGCUUCACAGAAGCAAAUUCUUGUGCCCAUCAGACUUGAUAUGGAGAUCGAAGGCCAGAAACUGAGGGAUACAUUCACUUGGAACAAGAAUGAAUCAAUUAUAACCCCAGAGCAAUUUGCCGAAGUUCUGUGUGAUGAUUUAGAACUCAACACCAGCACUUUCAUACCGGCCAUAGCGUCCUCUAUUAAGCAGCAAAUUGAGGCCUUUCCAAGCGAGCCACCAGCUAUAUUGGAAGAGGCAACCGACCAACGAGUUAUUAUUAAGUUGAAUAUACAUGUUGGGAACACGUCUUUGGUUGAUACGGUGGAAUGGGAUAUGUCAGAAAAGGAGAACAAUCCGGAACAAUUUGCAAUGAAGCUAUGUGCAGAAUUGGGUCUGGGCGGUGAAUUUGUAACUGGGAUCGCUUACAGUGUGAGGGGCCAGCUGGGUUGGCACCAACGGACGUAUGGGUUCAGUGAAGCUUUGCCCACUAUUGAGACGCCAUACCGCCAACCAUCAGAAGCGGAAAUAUGGGCUCCACACCUUGAAACCCUGACUAAUGCUGAAAUGGAGAAGAAGAUCCGAGACCAGGACCGUAAUACGAGGAGGAUGAGGCGAUUGGCCAAUACCACGCCGGAUGUGUCGCUAAGCCGCGCGGUCAACCGGCUCAUACGCGCCGACGAAGCUUUGUUCCAGACAACGCCGGAAAAGCGGAGGAAAAAAAUUUAAUCACUCACGAUAAUCUACAGUGGAACCUUUUUCCUUAUCCCGCUAGAAUAAGUAUGGUUAGAUAGGGUAAAGUGUCUUGUUUGGGGUAAAGUUGAUAGAAAUGUUUACGACUAUUUUGUGUUUGGAAAUCUUAUGUUUUAAAUUUUAAAGAAUAGUAAAAAUUCGAUCACGAGGCGGGAUUCGAACUCGUGUCUUUUGCCUUACGUCUGACUACUCGGCCACUCGUGAUUUUUAAGUUUAUAAUAUUAUUCAUAAUAAAGCAUUGGAAUGCUAUAAAACUAAAAUAUCAAAAUCUCAUGAUAUUUUUUUUUUAUUUCUUUUUAUGGGGAAUAGGGAAGCGCUUGACCACAAUCUCGCCUGAUGUUAAGCUGAGAUGUAGUCUAAGAUGGAACGCGCUUCCCUAGAAGGUACCCGUUCACUCUACGCUUGAAGACCCCCAUAUAGUACUCGAACACGUUUGAAAUGGUUCAAGGCACUUUACUCUAUGUUUCUGAUAGAUUUUAAUGAAUUUUAUGAAUGAUCAAUUGCUUUGAUAAAUGAAUCUGGAUUUCAUUGAUAAAGUUUAGAAUAAUAUAAAUUUUUUAAUUUGUGUUUCAACCUCAAAAUAAUUUUCUUUUCCAAUAAAAAUAAACCCAAAUUUUAGAUCUUAAUUAAGAAUUUUUGUAAGCAUUCAAGUGAAGUAUUCGUGAAUAAAUGUAAGAUUUUAAACUU